AGAUGCGCUCGCGAACAGACUUUGACGCAGAUAAACGCGGUGAGACUGAACUCAGACUUUUAUAAAGACUUUUAAAACAGAUAAAAACAGUUGCUGUAUCUUUGUGGCGCGUUUAUCCAGUAAAGCGUGUGUUUGUUGCCUCGGACGGUUUAAACACUUCGGUGGUUCGGUUUGUUGUUAUUGUUUUGAUGCUAGGUGGCUAAUGCUAGUCGGUAAACGGGCGUACAACGGCUGUAGCGGUGAUGAAGUCGCUUGCAGCGGCAGAUACGCGGUUGAAUCGGGACUAACGUGCAUCUCCCCGGUAGAUGAAUGUGUGUAACCGGAGUUGGCUUCACCCAGUGAUCCGUUAGCGCCCUAUGGAGCGGGCUGACCGGGGGAAAGACAGCAGGUUGCUGAAGAACCAGCCGUACGACGAGAGCCUGGAGGUGAUCGACUCCGAGGAGGUCGCGAGCGUCUACAGCCCGACUCCCCGCAGCCAGCGGCAGAGGAGCAGCACUCGGAGCAGGAUGGAGGAGCAGCGGAGUAACAAGGUCCCCAGAACAGAAGCAGCAGGCUCGUCCUCUCAGAAACGGAGCAGAAGAGAGGGACUCAAAAGUCACAGCUGUCAGCACUGUGACAAGUCCUUCACAACAUCUGCAAAUUUAAAGCGUCAUCAGAGAGUUCACACUGGAGAGAAACCUUAUAGCUGUGAUCAAUGUGGGAAAGCUUUUAGACAACUUGUUCAUCUAAAAACACACAAGCGUAUUUGUAUUUUCUCCAAAUCGAGUUACCUAAAAGUUCAACGUAUUCAAUCCGGAGAGAAACCAUUCAGUUGUGACAAAUGUGGGAAAGCUUUGGCGAAUUCAAGCAACCUUAAAAUUCACCAACGCACUCACACUGGAGAGAAACCUUACAGCUGUGAUCAAUGUGGGAAAGCUUUCGUGAAUUCAAGCAACCUUAAAAUUCACCAACGCACUCACACUGGAGAGAAACCUUACAGCUGUGAUCAAUGUGGGAAAGCUUUCACUUCAUCGAGCGACCUUAAAAUCCAUCAACCUAUUCACACUGGCGAGAAACCUUACAACUGCCACCAAUGUGUGAAAGCUUUCACAAAUUCAAACGACCUUAAAAUGCACCAACGCAUUCACACUGGAGAGAAACCAUACAGCUGUGACCAAUGUGGGAAAGCUUUCAGCGCAUCAAGUAGCUUAAAAAUGCACCAACGCAUUCACACCGGAGAGAAACCAUACUGCUGUGACCAAUGUGGGAAUGCUUUCAGCACAUCAAGCAGCCUAAAAAUACACAGACGCAUUCACACUGGAGAGAAACCAUACAGCUGUGACCAAUGUGGAAAAGCUUUCGCCUCUUCUGGAAAAUUAGUAAUCCACCAACGUUGUCACACUGGAGAGAAACCAUACAGCUGUGACCAAUGUGAGAAAGCUUUCGCCUCUUCUGGAAAGUUAGUAAUCCACCGACGUGGUCACACUGGCGAAAAGCCGUAUUGGUGUCAGCAAUGUACGAAAAUGUUCACCUCCAGUAGUUCAUUGAAAACACAUCAAUUUGUUCACACUGCAGAGAAACCAUACAGCUGUGACCAAUGUGAGAAAGCGUUCUGCUCUUCUGGAGAACUAGUAAUCCACCGACGUGGUCACACUGGCGAAAAGCCGUACUGGUGUCAGCAAUGUACGAAAAUGUUCACCUCCAGUAGUGCAUUGAAAGCACAUCAAUUUGUUCACACUGCAGAGAAACCAUACAGCUGUGACCAAUGUGAUAAAACAUUCUCUCGGAGUAGAUACCUUAAUGUUCACCGACGCAUUCACACUGCAUCGUCUUGAAUCUUUUUUCAGGAGCAGCUAGCUAAUAACCAAGCUGCGUAGGUUCGUUUUACGAUGUAAGAUCUACACAUAGCUGCGUAACUAGGCUACAUCUAUGCUACUCUCUAUACUAGUCAUUUUUAAACACUUUGAGAAACACUU
This is a messenger RNA of Cottoperca gobio, 1955 nucleotides long. Its product is annotated as zinc finger protein 664-like. The transcript is spliced from 3 exons. NCBI's taxonomy places the organism in Eukaryota, Metazoa, Chordata, Actinopteri, Perciformes, Bovichtidae. Gene Ontology annotation, biological process: regulation of gene expression. The coding region runs from base 357 to 1814 and encodes 485 amino acids. The record is from RefSeq and is a predicted model, not a curated record. Gene Ontology annotation, cellular component: nucleus.